AUGAGGCCUCUUAGUACCUAUUAUAGCCAGGAAGUUAAUUUAUACUUAGUUAACCACCCAGGACGUGUUAUAACUAUUCAUGAUAUAGGAAAGAUUUUUGGUUUAUCUUAUAAUAUAUCAGCAACAAUCAGUAAUGCUGUUUCAGGAUUUAAGAAAGCUGGUAUAGUCCCUUAUAACCUAAAUAUUUUUUCUGAUUUUGAUUUUAUGGCAGCUUCUAUUACAGAAACUCCAUAUUUACCUUAUAUAUCUAAUACAGUUAACCAAAUUAUAACUGGAGAAAUAACAUUAUUACCUAAUACUACCAUACAGUUAACCAAUCUAUGA
Messenger RNA from Macrosiphum euphorbiae (potato aphid), 324 nucleotides. The record is from the annotation of a GenBank genome assembly. NCBI's taxonomy places the organism in Eukaryota, Metazoa, Arthropoda, Insecta, Hemiptera, Aphididae.